AGAGUUUGGGCUAACUUUUACAUUGCAAUAUAUUUAGAAACUUUCUGAUAGUAUUUGUGCCCAAUUAUUAGCAAAGGAAACAUUUUUUUCUGACCCAAAUAUAUCCACAUUUUUCAUACAUCUUUCAACUAUUCAAUACUAAAGUGAAUACGAGUGCGAUUACAAGAGUGAGGCCAACCGCCAGCAUAAACGCCACCCAAACCCCCAAAAUGCAAGCCAACCCUCCCUGGAAAGAGGCGUCGUCUCUCAUCAUAGUAUCGCGCGCUUCACUCACCGACAAAGUUGUCCGCAAUUCCGGCCCGAAAUCGGUUCAGUCGACAGCGAAUGGGCGCAACCUUUGGGCGUCAUGUGAUUACCGCAUAAUGAUGGUCAAACGAAGUGGUCUCAGCUCAUUCAUGGCCUCCGCUUAUGUGUUUCCCGGCGGCAAAGUAGAAGUGGCCGACUAUUCGCCCAAAUGGUGGCAACUCUUCGCGAAGUUGGGUCUCACCAGAAGUGAUUUGGAAGUGUUUUCUUCGUGUGUUGUCGGCUCCAGACCUCCGAUGGUUACGGAACCGCUCACUGUUGCCGAAGCGAAACGCGACGCGUCUGAAAAUGUGGAUUAUCUUCACGCGGAUAUCGCUCUCAGAAUCGCUGCCAUAAGAGAGACAUUUGAAGAAACGGGUGUUCUUCUGUUAACUCAAACGCCAUUAACAAACGGGUCAACAAUCGGUUCUCUAUCACAACACUCAACACCAAUGGUUCCCAUUUCGGACGUAAACCAUAUGAAUAUAGAUUUAAAUGAUUGGAGAGAAAAAGUGCGAACCGAUGCAAACGCUUUCUUCGAUCUUUGUCUGGAGACUAGUCUCUGUCCUGAUUUGUGGUCGCUGUACGAGUGGUCCGAUUGGUUGACACCGAUAAGCACUAGUCUCUGUCCUGAUUUGUGGUCGCUGUACGAGUGGUCCGAUUGGUUGACACCGAUAAGCGUCGGUCACAAAAGAUUUGACGCUUUCUUUUACAUCUGUUGCCUCGAAAGUGAGCCCAAAGUAGUUAUCGAUAACUCUGAAGUGACAAAUCUCAAGUGGUGCACUCCCGUAGAGAUGUUGGAAGAGCACAGUCAGGAGCGGGUAUUCUUAGCGCCGCCACAAGUCUACGAACUCUCGCGGAUCCAUAAUUUGCCAAAUUUUAAUGCCGUCAAAGACUUUGCUCUUAAAAGACAAUCACUGGGUAUUGAACGCUGGCUUCCGGUCAUAUCGACAUACAAUGAUGGAGCCAUUUCAUUAUUACCCGGAGACGAUAGCUAUCCGUCAGAUCCGGACUUAAUUGGGAAGAAACCGAUUCCAGACUUUCCUCAAUCGUUGGAAGAAAUGAGAGCCAAAACUGUUCACAUGAAUCGACUGGAACUAAGAGGACCGACAUGUCAGGCCUAUUGCAAUAUUAAGCUUAAUUGCGGUCAUCUCUCGCCCUUCACAUACCCUCCCAUCACAACUACAGUGCAGUCAAUGCUCUAAACUAUUACUUUCCAUAAAAUAUUUUAUUACUAAACAAUUUUAUCAGUG
Molecule: messenger RNA, 1535 nt
Organism: Medioppia subpectinata
Lineage: Eukaryota; Metazoa; Arthropoda; Arachnida; Sarcoptiformes; Oppiidae
Source: the annotation of a GenBank genome assembly